This is a messenger RNA of Neurospora crassa OR74A, 1482 nucleotides long. RefSeq lists its product as hypothetical. The record is from RefSeq and is a predicted model, not a curated record. The transcript has a single exon. The coding region runs from base 421 to 1413 and encodes 330 amino acids. Lineage: Eukaryota; Fungi; Ascomycota; Sordariomycetes; Sordariales; Sordariaceae.
UGCUUUUUCCCGGUUCACUCUCCGUUUCCCCGUCUUGCGCACUUCAAGCCCGUUACACUUUACAUCCGUCAUGGCCCUCGGAGCCUAGACAAAAUCUCCCCCAAAUAACAAACUCUUAUCAAGUCGUAAACUCAAACUGUACUAGUUCAGUGCCACAACCUCGGGUCAGGGAACAAGAUAACCAAGGGAACUGUGCUCCAAGCGCACGCACGGCAUGUUGGUCUCAGCGGCAGAUAUGCCCCUCGCCUGCAAGAAAAUCCAAUAAGCUGCAUACCUUAUACAGCUUCAUAGACCCCCUCCCACCUCACUCUCCAACUCGCCGUCAAAACGCAAACCAGAAAACCGAGGCCUUCACUCCAGGGUUUCGACAUCCUCAACAUCAUCUGUUGCCACAGACCGCAAACACCCCGCACAGACACCAUGGCCUUCCUCAACCCCGUCCAUGGACUCGUUGUCCCCUUCCUCUGCCUCUUCACCAUUCCCAUGGCCAUCUUCGCGAGUAUCACCUCCGCCCUCGCCUUCUCUUUGCUCAUGUUCCGCGUAGCCAUCGUCUACGUCGACAUAGCCAUGGCAUUCGUCCCCCAGUUCAUCAAAGGCCGUCACUACCAUAGCGUCACUGACGGCGAACUUCUUACUCCACGCCGUCUAUCCUCUAGUAGCACAGGCAGCGUCGGAAACAGAGCCGCCGGGGAUAGUGAGGACAACUCGCCCUUAGCCGUCGUCUCUCCCUCCCCUUACUACUACAACGGUUACGACUCCCACCAACGGAGUCCUCUCCGCCGCAAGAGCAGCUACGGCUUUGGCACCGUUCGUCGCUCUCGCCGCUCUAGUCAAGCAUCCAUCUCGCCUACCAUCGCUUCCAUCCGGGAAGACGCCGAGAUGGUUCCCCCUCUGCCCGAGACCGGCGGGCUGGCUCCCUCGGUCGGCAUCCAGCGAGACUUUGAAGGAGUAGGCGGGUGGCGACUGAACGACAGCAAUGACGACGACGACGCCUGGCAGAACAUCAACUCACGGCUGGAACUGCCGAUGGAAAGGUGCUCCAGCUUUGUGGGUCGGUACCACCACAGUCUGAGCCAUCGAUCGCAUAGUGCUGGGCCGUCGCAAUCGUUGGAGGCGGGUUGGAUGGGGGGAAGUACUAAUGGUAGAAAGGGGACUUUGAGAAGUGGAAAUGGCACAGCUGGAUCGGGACAUUGUGCCGAGGCGCAAACGAAUAAUUGGCAUGGUACGGGCGCCAGGGCGAAUAAGAGCGCUUUUGGAAGCAUAUCGAAGAUGGCGCUGCCGCCGGGGGAUAGGAGGAACAAUCACCGUAAUGGAAACGGGGUGUCGCCGAUGGGUAUGGGGAUGUGGGAGAAGGAGCAAGAGUACUUUGCGGGUUUCACUUCUCAGAAAGGGAAGUGGAGGCCUACGGCGUGAAUAAUUGUCAUGUUAUGUUUGUCUAAUUUUGCUGAUCUGGACAAUGUUCGUAUACGUAACCAGGGCCCC